Messenger RNA from Aphanomyces astaci, 990 nucleotides. RefSeq lists its product as hypothetical. The coding region runs from base 1 to 990 and encodes 329 amino acids. The transcript has 2 exons. Gene Ontology annotation, biological process: proteolysis. NCBI's taxonomy places the organism in Eukaryota, Oomycota, Saprolegniomycetes, Saprolegniales, Verrucalvaceae. Gene Ontology annotation, molecular function: metallocarboxypeptidase activity; zinc ion binding. The record is from RefSeq and is a predicted model, not a curated record.
AUGAAGUUCUCCCUCCUCAGUACCAUUGCAUUCUUCGCGGCGGCGGCCACCGCCCAAACCAACAACACCGUCACAGGCAUCGACGGCGGCGCUCGAACUCUGAAGGAGGAGGCUACCGAAGUAGACGAUUCCAAGUUGAACCUCGAGUGUCACGAACAAAGCGGUAACUACAUCCCGUCCCUCAAAGCCGGACAGUACUCGACCAGUGCGUUCCACAACUGCUUCCGCACUAUCAAACAAAUCUACGAGUUCGCCGAUGCGUUGGUCGCCCAAAACCCAAAGUUGCUGAGCAAGUUUGUCAUCUCCAAGACGUACCGUGGGGCCACGAUUUACGGGUACAAGUUGACCAAGGGCCACUCUCAGUCGCUGUACUUUCAAGCGCUGCAACACGCCCGCGAAUGGAUCGCGGGGUCGUCGAUUGUGUUCUCGUUCGCGUCAAUUCUGGAUGACAUUGCCAACAACAAACCCACGGCCGCCGACGAGUACGACUUGUACUUUGUGCCGGUCGUCAACAUUGACGGCUACGCCCAAACAUGGAACGGCAACCGGUUCCAGCGCAAAAAUGCCAAUCAAGUCGACUUGAACCGCAACUGGCCGACUCCCUUUGAGAACCCCAAAACCCCUCCCAAAAAAGCCUCUAUUUACCCCGGACUUAAGCCGUUCAGUGAGCCUGAAACCGCGGGCAUCAAUUCAUGGCUCAAGACUAAACGCGUCCUCGGCCGUGGAUUGCAAAGCGCCAUGGGGGCGUACACCCCUAAACCGGCGCACGGAUUUUACUUGGCGUAUGGUGUAUUCCCAGAUUACGCGUUCCGUGAGUUCAAAAAACCCGCCCUGACGAUUGAAAUUGUCGGCAAAACUUUUUCCGUGAACGUGUCGACCAUCCCGACACACGGCCUCGAAGUGUACAAAGGCAUCAACCAAUUCGCCAAGGAAGUCACCGUGUUCAACGGCGGAGGCGUCACGUCCACCAAGCCGUCGUGUGGUGAUUAG